Messenger RNA from Eurypyga helias (sunbittern), 573 nucleotides. RefSeq names its product progestin and adipoQ receptor family member IX (gene PAQR9). Gene Ontology annotation, cellular component: membrane. The transcript has a single exon. The record is from RefSeq and is a predicted model, not a curated record. Lineage: Eukaryota; Metazoa; Chordata; Aves; Eurypygiformes; Eurypygidae. The coding region runs from base 1 to 573 and encodes 190 amino acids. Gene Ontology annotation, molecular function: signaling receptor activity.
AUGAGCCACUACGUGCAGCAGCAGCUGGGCUGGCAGCUGGACUGCAGCCUGCCCAUCGCAGCCUACCGCGCCUUGGUGCUGCCCGUGGCCCUGGCGCUGGCCGUGGGCUGCACGGCCGCCUGCUGUCGCAGUCGCGCCGCCUGCUGUGCAUACCCUUUCGCUGUGCGCACCUUCGUCUUCGCCAUGCCACUAAGCAUGGCCUGCCCCAUCAUGGUGGAGAGUCUCCUCUUUGACCUCCGCACCCGCAACCCCACGCUCUUCAUCUACUUCUACCGCCGCUACUGCUGGCUGCUGGUGGCCGCCUUCUUCAAUGUCAGCAAAAUUCCUGAGCGGAUCCAACCAGGGCUCUUUGACAUCGUGGGGCACAGCCACCAGCUCUUCCACAUCUUUACCUUCCUCAGCAUCUACGACCAGGUGCACUAUGUGGAGGAUGGGCUGGCUGAGUUCCUCAAGGCACCCCUGGCUGCCCCCACCUACCUGGGCACAGUGGGGUAUAUGCUGCUCCUGGCACUCUGCCUGGCCAUGGUCGUCAGGAGGUUCCUCGGUGUCGCAGACCUCUGCAAGCAGGACUAG